Musa acuminata subsp. malaccensis (wild Malaysian banana) is the source of this 609-nucleotide messenger RNA. RefSeq lists its product as uncharacterized. The record is from RefSeq and is a predicted model, not a curated record. Lineage: Eukaryota; Viridiplantae; Streptophyta; Magnoliopsida; Zingiberales; Musaceae.
UUCUCCCGCCUCCCUCCCUUGUAUAAGAAACCACACACGAGGUGAAUCCAUUUACGUGUUUCUUCUGCUUCUUCUUGUGGUGGCAGCUUACCAAGGGACAGAGCGAGAGAGGAGAGAUGGCGAUCAUCGGACUGGAGAGGAAAUCGUCCAUAGAGGCAGAGCCUCGGACACUCACAGUGGCCGAGCUCCAGGUCGCGAGGGAGGCCGCUAUGUUUAUACUGAACAACAAUCUUAUGGAGGAGGCCAGGAAGAUCUUCACCGAGGGUCUAAAACCAGUGCCGAGCAUUAGAGACUACGACCUUUUCGAGGAUUGUGAUGAUGAGUAUGAGGAGGAGGCGGAGGAGGAGGAGGAAGAAGGAGAUGAGAUGAGGGAUUGGGUAGAAUUGGAGCAAUCGUAUCAUACCUGUCUGCAAAUUGACGUCGCGAAUGCCUCCUUUUAGCUGUUUACCUUUUGCUUCACGGGGUUCCUUUUCAUAUAUUGGAGGCAUGGUGAGCUAAAAGUUAUCGAGAGGUGUGAACAUGCUGAUAGGAAGAGAGAUGAUUUCUACUGAAUAUAUGUACAGUGUCCAAUUCUUUAUUGUAUCAAACAUGCAUCUGGUCUUCCUAAUA